This is a messenger RNA of Medicago truncatula (barrel medic), 1076 nucleotides long. RefSeq lists its product as uncharacterized. Bases 186 to 884 code for a protein of 232 amino acids. The record is from RefSeq and is a predicted model, not a curated record. The transcript is spliced from 7 exons. Lineage: Eukaryota; Viridiplantae; Streptophyta; Magnoliopsida; Fabales; Fabaceae. Gene Ontology annotation, molecular function: zinc ion binding.
ACAACUAUCAUUUCUCUUGUAUUGUUCACCUUAUUCAAACCGUAACCUUUUCCUUUUCUCUCCUAUUAAAAAAGCGUGACGUUCAACUUGGCGUGUCCCUGUUCUUCUGAUUCUGAAUGCUACAAGAAAGGGAGGGAAAUAGGGUUCAGUGAAUCAGAAGAGAUAGAGCUCACAAGAUUACAGGCAUGAUGUCAGCAGAAAUUACCGAGACCAGCGAGCAAGAUCAAAUAACUCCCGUGCCAGUAGAAGUCAGUACCAAUGAAGAAAUUACUGAAGAGGCAGCAGUGUGCAGGAUAUGUCUUGAUGUGUUCGAUGAAAGAAAUAUCUUUCAAAUGGAAUGCAGUUGCAAAGGUGACCAAAGAUUGGUGCAUGAAGAAUGUUUAAUCAAAUGGUUCAGCACAAAAGGAAACAAGAAAUGUGAUGUAUGCUUGACAGAGGUUCAGAAUUUACCGGCAAACUUGGUCCAUGUGUCCCGCUCUGUACAACUAAGAAACAUACAAUUAAGUGCUUGGCAAAAAUUUGUGGUGCUUGUCCUGAUAAGCACAAUAGGCUAUUUUAACUUCCUUGUAGAUCUACUGUGUCCUGAUCCGAAGACUCGAUCCAUCAUUAUACCAGCGGCAGUUUCCUUUACAUUGAGCCUCCUAGCAUCUGUUUUUGCAUUUUUCCUUGCUAUCAGGGAGUAUAUGGCGCUAUAUGCUCUUCUUGAGUUUGGACUUGUGGAUGUAACUUUGCGACUGUUUUAUACUUUGUUGCAUUUGGCGCCAAUUUACUCUGUACCACUUUCAUCAGUCUUAGGUUUUGGAAUUGCUAUGGGAAUCAACUAUUUGUAUAUCAGGCAUGCGAAUCGAAGACUUCAGGUCUCUACUAAUGAUAUCCCAGUAUGAAUCUCCUCUGAAAGAAACCCCAUUUUCUAUGUAUAUUUUUUCUAAUAUGGUAAACUAGUGCUUAGUUGGUAAUCAUGUUCAAAUUGAUUGAGCUUGGAUUUUUUUAUUUUUUUUAGAAUAGACUAUUUUCCUUGAUGUUGUAGAAACAAUGACCAUUAGUUUAUAAUUUCAUAGACUAAGAAGAAUCAUAUA